AUGGCAAUGGACCAUUCGGCACUGUUCAAGUUCCAGUCGCUGCUGCUGGUGAUUCUGCUGACAAUCUGCACAUGCACAUACCUCCGGGCGCAGGCACCGGCGCUGAUCGACCGCAACAAGAAGGGCGAGCGCCUCAGUCCGUACGUGUCGCUGGCAUGUAUUGUGAUGGCAGUGCAGUUGAUUUUGUACUAA
Molecule: messenger RNA, 192 nt
Organism: Linderina pennispora
Lineage: Eukaryota; Fungi; Kickxellomycota; Kickxellomycetes; Kickxellales; Kickxellaceae
Product: DUF1242-domain-containing protein
Exons: 3
Coding region: 1-192 (63 amino acids)
Biological process (GO): protein secretion; intracellular transport
Source: RefSeq, a predicted model, not a curated record